ACGCAGUCACCGAUCGCGCUCCAGUCCAGCAGGUGGCGGAAAAAAGCUCGAUCCAAGUUGGGGUCACAGCCGCCAAUGAAUCCAACGAAGAAGGAGAAGAAGUUAAACGUGUAUGCCUUUUCUGGUUUCUGAGUUGGAGGCGUCGAGGAUGAUCCUGGUUAACAAGCCUCAGAAGAAAGCCCAGGAGUCUGGAAGCCCUGCGUUCCAAGAACUGAAGGGCAUCUGCAUGGCACUGGGCAUGUCCAAGCCUCCAGCCAACAUCACCAUGUUCCAGUUCUUCAGUGGCAUAGAGAAGAAGCUGAAAGAAGCCCUUAGUCGAGUUCCACCAAACCAUGUAGGGGAGCCGUUGUUAAAGAAGCCCCUUGGACCUGUGCACAUGGAAAAAAUUGAGGCUAUAAACCAAGCGCUAGUGAAUGAGUAUGAGGUGAGAAGGAAGAUGCUGUUGAAACGUCUUGACGUGACGGUGCAGUCCUUCGGUUGGUCCGAUAGAGCAAAGACACAUGCUGAUAAGUUGAGUAAAGUUUACCCUCCACUGCGUUCAGCUCUUGCCAACAAAAGUAAAGUCUCUGUUGCUCAUCUUCUUGCCGCUCGCCAAGACUUCUCCAAGAUCCUCCGCACAAGCAGCGGCAAGAUAAGAGAGAAGACGGCCUGUGCCAUCAAUAAGGUUCUGAUGGGCCGAGUACCAGACAGGGGAGGUCGGCCGUGUGAGAUUGAGCCUCCGCCUCCAGAGAUGCCCACCUGGCAGAAGCGUCAAGAUGCUCCCCAAAUCGGAGGACACUAUGGCUUUAAUUGUUUUAAGACUGUACAGACUACCAUAAAAACUGACCUGAAUGCUUUAAAGACAAGGCACAAUUUAAAGGGAAUUGUGCCAAGUGCAUCUCAUGACUUGCUUGAAGGAUGCCAAAAUGAGAACCAAGUGCAGUUAUGGCUGUUCAAUAGAACCUGUUCCUGAAUCUGGAAGUGCAGGUCUUUUGAGCUCUAUGCUGUCUUCCAAAUGGCAGCAAAGAGGAUGGCUGAUAAAAUUGAUUGGUAACGUCCUUUACAAUGUUGCUGUAAUGCUGGGCUGACAGUGUGGAUGCCUAACUUUGUGCAAGAACCCUAAAAUGAGGAGCAGUAGGAGUUUCAAGUUGAUACCAUAGAGGUAUCUACUAGGAGGCUUAGGGGUGGUUGCCAGCGGUUUGUCAGCAGCUGUGUAGUUUCCCUACCAAGCUGUUGUACAGUAUGAUAGAACGCUUUAUAUUGAGCAGUGGUAAAAAGACUAGCGGUUUUGCAGAGAGCUGGAGCAGAGUUAACAGUCAGCUUAAGGUCCUCACCAGUGUUGAUCAAGUUACUU
Messenger RNA from Haplochromis burtoni (Burton's mouthbrooder), 1333 nucleotides. It is a transcript of the gene tslig3a, whose product is annotated as family with sequence similarity 98 member A. NCBI's taxonomy places the organism in Eukaryota, Metazoa, Chordata, Actinopteri, Cichliformes, Cichlidae. Gene Ontology annotation, cellular component: tRNA-splicing ligase complex. The record is from RefSeq and is a predicted model, not a curated record.